AUGGCCCAGCAGGAGGAAGCCCUCACUCUAUGGGAAGAAAACGAAGAAACUGGAAGAGGUGCUGAAGGUGGGCAGGCUCGCAGAAAGGGACUGUUUUCCAAAGAAUUACGAUGCCUGAUGUACGCGUUUGGGGAUGACCAGAAUCCUUAUACAGAAUCAGUGGAAAUUCUCGAAGACAUCGUCGUAGAAUUCAUCACGGAAAUGACGCACAGAGCAAUGUCCAUCGGCGUGCAAGGCCGCGUCCAAGUGGAAGAUAUUGUCUUCUUGGUUCGCAAGGACCCGAGGAAGUUUGCUAGGGUGAAAGACUUGCUUGAUGCGAAUGAAGAAAUAAAACGCGCUAGAAAAGCAUUUGAUGAAGCAAACUAUGCAUCGUAA
Sorex fumeus (smoky shrew) is the source of this 375-nucleotide messenger RNA. RefSeq names its product transcription initiation factor TFIID subunit 13-like. NCBI's taxonomy places the organism in Eukaryota, Metazoa, Chordata, Mammalia, Eulipotyphla, Soricidae. Gene Ontology annotation, cellular component: transcription factor TFIID complex. Gene Ontology annotation, molecular function: protein heterodimerization activity. The record is from RefSeq and is a predicted model, not a curated record. Gene Ontology annotation, biological process: transcription by RNA polymerase II. The transcript has a single exon. The coding region runs from base 1 to 375 and encodes 124 amino acids.